GCCCCCGCGCGGCCCCGCACAGCCCCGGCAGCGCCGUACGAUGAUCUGCGGGCGGAGGGCGCGGCACCGCCCCGAGCGGAGCGGGGGGGUCUUGAAGAAGUUGGGUGAGUGCCGGGGGGUCCCAAAGGGUGGGGGAGUCCCCGUGGUUGGGGGUCUCCGUGGUCAGCGGUGCCCCCCAUGGUCGGCAUCCCCGUGGUUGGGGGUCCGUGUGGUCGGGGGGCUCCCCGUGGUCAGAGGUCCCCGUGGUCAGAGGUCUCCUUGGUUGGGGGUCGUCGUGGUUGGGGGUCGUCGUGGUCGGGGGAGUCCCCGUGGUUGGGCAUCCAUUGGUCGGAGGUCUCCAUUCAUGGAGUUCCCCAUAGUUGGGGGUCCCCACGGGCAGGAGUGUACCCCGUGGUCGGGGUCCCCAUAGCUGGGAGUCCAUGUGGUUGGGAGGUCCAACGGUUGGAGGGGUUCCCCAUGGUCAGACACCCCCAUGGAUGGGGGUCGUCGUGGUCAGGGGAGUCGCUAUGGUUUGGAGUCCAAUGAUUAAUGGUCUCUGUGGUUGGAGUCUCCUGUGGUUUGGGGGUCUCCAUGGUCAGGGGGGUCGCCCACUGUCGGGGUCCCCAUAGUUGGGAGUCCGCCUGGUUGGGGGAAUUCCCCAUGGUCAGGGGUGUCCAUGGUUGGGACCCAGUGGUUGGAGGUCAUCAUGGUAAGGGUCCUCAUGGUUGGGAGUUCCCAUAGUCAGAGAUCCUCAUGGUAAUGGGGGUACCCAUGGUCAGGGGUCUCCACAGUCAUGGGUUCCCAUAGUUGGGGGUCUCUGUGGUCAGGGAUCCCCAUGGUUGGAGUUCCCAUGAUUGAGGGUCCCCAUGGUCAGGGGUGUCCCUAUGGCCAGGGGUCGGGGGCCCAGAGUUUGGGAGUUCCCCACAGUUGGGGGUCCGUGCGGUCAGCGGUCCCCAUGGUCGGGAACAGCCAUUUCCCACCCCAGGAGCGGUGCACGGCCCUGGGGCUGUUGUCAAGGAGUGGUUCCAAAAAAUAAAUAAAAAGGAGGAAAUAAUUUCAUGGAGAAUGGACGGAAAUGUCCCGUCAGACCGGGCGUGCGGUCACCGCCAGCCUGGGGACAGGGUUGGGGUGGGGAGGGCGGGUGGCAGCCCCGCUCCUGGUGCUCCCACACUGGAUUGCAGCAGCUUUGCUGGCGUUGCACAGCCCUGGCCAAGAGCUCAGCAAUGGCUGUCGGAGGAUGAGGACCUCCAGCUGAUGCUGCAGGGCUCCCUGCUGCGCAAGGUGACGUCGCGGCGGGCGAAGGAGCGGCGGUUCCGCCUGCAGGAGGAUGGGGUCACCGUGGUGUCUGAGCGGCGCUUCGGGCGCGCGCCCUCCAAACAGAGCUUCUCCGUUGCGCACAUCACAGCAGUGCACCGGGGGCACCAUUCGGAGGGGCUGCGCCGGUACGGCCGUGCCAUCCCCGAGCAGCACUGCUUCACCAUCGCCUUCGAGGGCGGGCGCAGGAACCUGGACCUGGGGGCACGGGAUGAGGACGUGGCACUGAGCUGGGUGCGGGGGCUCCGCACGCUGCGGGGGCGGCUGCGGGGCAUGAGCCAGCAGGAGAGGCUCGAGCACUGGAUCCAUGGCAUGCUGCAGCGCGCCGAUAGGGACAAGGACAACAGGAUGUGCUUCCAGGAGGUGCAGAUCAUGCUGCGCAUGGCCAACAUCCACAUGGACAACGCCUACACCCACCAGCUCUUCGAGGAAUGUGACCACUCCGGUGAUGGGCGGUUGGAGGACCGGGAGUUGGAGGACUUCUGCCGGCGGCUGCUGCGGCGCCCGGAGCUGGAAGAGCUCUUUGGGCGCUAUUCGGGUGAGGACUGCGUGUUGUCGGCCGAGGAGCUGCGGGAUUUCCUGCAGGACCAGGGCGAGGAGGGCACCCUGCAGCAGGCCUGCGCCAUCAUCUGUGCCCACGAGCUCAACGAGAAGGUGCCAGGGUUCAGCACUGCACUGCCUGGGGACAUCCAUAUGGGGACAACCCACGAGGUGCCACCUUUGCCACAUCCCCCAGCCCGGCAGCAGGACCUGAUGACACUGGAUGGCUUCACGAUGUACCUCCUGUCACCUGCUGGUGACAUCCUCAACCAGGAGCAUACCCAGGUACACCAGGACAUGAGCCAGCCCCUGUGCCACUACUUCAUCUCCUCGUCCCAUAACACCUACCUGACCCGCAACCAGAUUGGUGGCACCAGCAGCACCGAAGCCUAUGUCAGGGCACUGAUGAUGGGAUGCCGUUGCGUGGAGCUGGACUGCUGGGAGGGUCCCGAUGGGGAACCGAUCAUCAGCCAUGGCCAUACAUUCACCUCCAAAAUCCUCUUCCGUGAUGUCAUUGAGGCCAUCCGUGAUUAUGCCUUCAAGAGAUCACCAUACCCCGUCAUCCUCUCGCUGGAGAACCACUGUGGGGUGAAGCAGCAGGCCACCAUGGCGCAGCACAUGAAGGCCAUCCUUGGGGACAUGCUGCUGACACAGCCCCUGGAAGGACAGGACCCCAGCGUCCUCCCAUCCCCAGAGCAGCUGAAGGGGAAGGUCCUGGUGAAGGGCAAGAAGCUGCCGGAGCUGCAGCCUGAGCCCUGCGGUGUCACCUCCAUCCUGGAUGAAGAGGAGGAAGAGGAGACAGAGGAAGAGGACAGGCUGCAGGCCAAAGAUGCAUCGCAUGUGGCCCCAGAGCUGUCAGCCAUGGUGGUGUACUGCCAGGCCACCCCCUUCCCCGGCCUGGCCCAGGCCCUACAGCACCCCCGGCCCUAUGAGAUGUCCUCCUUCAGCGAGAGGAAGGCCCGGAAACUCAUCAAGGAGGCAGGCCCCGCGUUCAUGCGCUACACCUCCCGGCAGCUGAGCCGUGUCUACCCUUUGGGAUUGAAGAUGACCUCCUCCAACUACAACCCCCAGGAGAUGUGGAACGCCGGCUGCCAGCUGGUGGCCCUCAACUUCCAGACUCCAGGCUACGAGAUGGACCUGAACACCGGGCGCUUCCUGGGCAAUGGGGGCUGUGGUUACGUGCUGAAACCCCAAUUCCUGCGCAGCCCCCACAGUGGCAGCCCCCGCCCCCUCGUGUUGCGCAUCAGGGUCAUCACGGCACAGCAGCUGCCAAAGCUGAACCGGGAGAAGCUCAGCUCCAUCGUGGACCCCUUUGUUAGGGUGGAGAUCUAUGGGGUGACGGCGGACUGCAGCAAGCAGCAAACUGCCUACAGGAGCAACAACGGCUUCAACCCGCGCUGGGAGGAGACGCUCACCUUCCAGCUGCAGGUCCCUGAGCUGGCGUUGGUGCGCUUUGUGGUGGAGGACCACGACAGCACCUCCUGCAAUGACUUCGUGGGGCAGUUCACGCUGCCGCUGGGCAGCAUGCGGGAAGGGUACCGCCACAUCCACCUGCUCUCCAAGGACGGCGCAUCCCUGUCCCCUGCCACGCUCUUUGUGCACGUCACAUGCAGAUGCCCAUGAGGUCCCCGUGGCCAACGCGCUCCUCCAUGGUGUUCAGGAUGUCCUGCAGGGACAGGAUGGGGACACUGCUCUCCAGCCAGGGUGACAGCAGGGCUGCCUGGGGUCCCCAGUGGGGUAGGGGACCCUGUCUGUGUCCCAUUUGCUGGCGCUCACACCCCACUUUUCCCCUCUGGCUGAGACCAGGAGAUGGGGACAUGGUGACAAGCAGGACAGGGUGGUCCAGCCACCACAUUCCCAUUGCAUCUGCAGGAACAUGAUGGUGACAGCAACUUCACCAGCUCCAUCCUGACUCCUUUGGGCUGCAGGGAUGGUGCCUGCCACAAUGUCCCCAAGGGGACUCUGCCACCACAGCCAUGGCGCUGACCUUCUGUAUGGUUUGGUGCCCAAGAACCAUUGACAGAUUUGUACCCAGUGCCCAGUGGGUCGAAUAAAGGUUUAUUGAACAGCC
Molecule: messenger RNA, 3904 nt
Organism: Gallus gallus (chicken)
Lineage: Eukaryota; Metazoa; Chordata; Aves; Galliformes; Phasianidae
Gene: PLCD3
Product: phospholipase C delta 3
Exons: 15
Coding region: 1045-3456 (803 amino acids)
Biological process (GO): intracellular signal transduction; lipid metabolic process
Molecular function (GO): phosphatidylinositol-4,5-bisphosphate phospholipase C activity; calcium ion binding
Source: RefSeq, a predicted model, not a curated record